AUGCCACACUCGGGAGCAACCAAUGAUGUCGUGUCAUCUCUACCUGAGGAAGAACGUUCCAACAUCCCCAGCAUCUACCAUGCCAUGUGGCUGGCGAUCGUGACUAUGACCACAGUAGGCUACGGCGACUACUUCCCGACCUCUUUGGCGCCGAACUUAGAUGGAGAGAUGGUUGCAGGCCAUGAACUGCAGCCUCUUAUGGGAUUAGUGCACGUUCCUGUCAGCCAUUUGGUUUGCGGGUUUCUGUCUCAGACCGGCUACAUCGUUGCCUCGCUCCUCACCUUUUCCAGUGUGCUCUUCCUGGCGCUCCCUGUCUUGUUGAAGAAUCGCAUUCGCCGAUGCAUGGUCAAGUGGGGCUACAGUGCCAAGGAUUUGCGCAUGCUCAUUGAGUACGUGGAUGUGGACGGCGAUGGCGUCCUAGCCCUCACGGUGGAGUUCUUGGAGCUGAUGCGGCAGAUGAGAAUUGGGAUCACUGCUCAAAGCUCCUUGGGCGGCGAAGCUUUGCGGGCUGCAUCCCCGGAAUCCAGUGCCAUCGAUCUAUUCAUGGCCUUCGAUGAUGAUGCGAACGGUUACAUUGAUUAUGACGAGUUUCUCCGGCAGAUCUUCCCUGAAGAAUAUGUGAAGGAUGCACAUUCUUGCCGAUUCUUGCCGGAGACGGUGGAUGAGCAGAUCUUGAAUGCUUAUGGGCCACAGGCCUCACCCGAGAGCCUCAGCCCGCCGGUGACCUCGGACGACUUCUCCCCCCACAGUAGGUCGCAGACAGGCGCGGUCGCAGACAGGUUUUCCACCAAGGAGUAUGAGGAGUUUCAGCUGCUGUUCACCAUGAACGAUCGAGACGGCUCAGGUGACGUGGAUGUGGGUGAGUUGAAGGUGAUGAUCCACUGGUUGGGCUUCUCCGCUAGCCACCUGGCACCUGAGCUGGCUCGAAAGGUGGACCGCGACGGUAGCGGCUCACUGAACUUCGUGGAGUUCUUAGCUUGCAUGCGCUUGCUACGCACCAUUGAGCUUGAAACCGUGCAGAAGCUCAUGCAGGCGGCCGGCGCCCGGGAUGGAGGCGACAGGCUGGAGGUCUCUCACUUGCCCAGCCUUUUGAACUCCAUGGGUUAUGAAACCUGGGACUUGCAGGUCAUUGAGGAGACUUUGGAAGAUGCCACUCUGGCGCCCUGCACGGAGCUUGAGCUGGGAGAUGUGUGGAGGUUUCUCAUGGAGUAUCGCCGCAGGGAGGGCUUCGGCCGCCAGGAACUUCAAGAGAUCACGGAGACCUUCCGGCGCCACGACGAGGACGAGUCGGGCGAGCUGGACAACUUGGAAUCCCCGCUGGCGCUGCGAAUGCUGGGCUUCUCCGUGGGGUACACCGAGGUGCAAAGUUGGUUGCUCAAGGUGGAUGUGGACGAGUCAGGUGCCUUGAACCUCGCGGAGCUUCGGAAGCUGGUGCGGAUGCUUCAAGCCCAAGACAUGGAGCACUUCCGAGAUGUCUUUGACGCCUACGUGCGGCAGGGCUUUAGCAAAGGAGGGCCUCCAGGGACCCUCACGCGAGAGAACUGCGUGCGGCUUCUGGAGUUGCUCAACUUCACAGUGCCUUUGGAGACCUUUGACACGGUCCACGUCACGGAGCAUCAGUUCCUGACGGUGUGCUACAAGUUGAUCAAAGCACAGCGAAUGGAGUGCCGUAAGAACGGUGGCUGGAGUGCGCAGCAGCUCAAGGUGCUCAGGGCAGAGUACGAGACCUAUGCUUCCAGUCGGGAUGGCUGUGUGGCCAAUAAGGACCUCAUCCGGCUCCUGGAGGACGUGCUCCCUGACAUGUCGCGGGAUCCCCUCUUCAGGCCGGAAUUGCGCUCCAUCCUGCGGCAGGUCAAGGUUGACAGCACGGGACGUUUAGGUUUCAAGGAGUAUUUGACCUUCCUGCAGCUUUGUCGCUCCGCCAAGGAGAUCAGUGUGGCAAGACGGCAGCAGGCAGCCGUGGAGGAGACUGGCUUCAGCGGGCCGGAGGUGCAAGAGCUACGAGAGCUUUUCCUUGAAGCUGCUGCCCCCAGUGGUAUCACCUUUGACGGACUAUGGAAGCUGAUCAACAGCACCACACCGUUGGGGCAUGCGCUCACCACGGAACUCCAGGAGCUUUUCAACGAGCAGUUAAUGAGAAGGACUGAUGUGCAUGAGCCCCCGGAGCAGGCCUUGGACUUCGCCGAUUUCUUAAGGUUCAUGAGGCAGAUGAUGGAGAUCAACUUUGCGAAUUUGGUCAAUGAUCCGCAGAACUAG
Durusdinium trenchii is the source of this 2256-nucleotide messenger RNA. The record is from the annotation of a GenBank genome assembly. Lineage: Eukaryota; Dinophyceae; Suessiales; Symbiodiniaceae.